Saxophila tyrrhenica is the source of this 1131-nucleotide messenger RNA. RefSeq lists its product as uncharacterized. Gene Ontology annotation, cellular component: cell division site. The coding region runs from base 1 to 1131 and encodes 376 amino acids. Gene Ontology annotation, molecular function: protein binding. The record is from RefSeq and is a predicted model, not a curated record. NCBI's taxonomy places the organism in Eukaryota, Fungi, Ascomycota, Dothideomycetes, Mycosphaerellales, Extremaceae. Gene Ontology annotation, biological process: negative regulation of G2/M transition of mitotic cell cycle. The transcript has 2 exons.
AUGCCUGGACUAAAAGACCUUCUGAAGAAGAAAGAGAAGAUUGCGCAGGAUCCAGAGCCAGUGUCCUCAUCCGCACUUGCUGUUCCAGAGUUCAAGAUCAUAAGAAGCACCACAGAGUCAGAGGAAGUUGUACAACCACCCGAUUUCGAAGACGGAGCAACACCUAGCAACGAGAAAUCACCGAAGUCGAAGGAGCGGAGACACCAUCUAGGGUUUAGGAAGUCCUCGAAUGCAGAUGUCACGAAAGACCCUACAGCGACGCAAGAGCGGCAACUGCCCAUACGCCCAAAAGAGGAGCGGAGAAUAUCGGGCAGGCUACACUUCCACAGACCCUCCCAGUCACGAUCGACUUCUGAGACGAGCGUAAUCCUACCACAAGAUCUGCCAGAUGCGCCGGACGCUGUGGGCUACACGGAGAAAGCGCGAGGGGACAUCAACGAGCAGAAAGAGUUGAACCAGCAUCGCGAAGCACAAUGGGAGAAGCGGGCUACGAUACUCGCACAGAGUAAUCCGCUACUUGAGCAGCAAGAGAGACAGCGCAUGGAGCAGGAACAACAGCAGGCAGCGGAGAAGAAACGCGCGCGAUCUCGAAGCCCUAGCAUCUCAGACCGACGCGGCGACGACGACAUCCAAGAAGCCAUCCGCCUGCACGAAAUCGGAGAGCUCAAACUCUCCACCGCCAUGUUCGGUCGCUUAGGUGACCCGACGGGUGCCAACAACGCUCUCGCCCAAGUCCUCUACGGCCUCGCCUUACGGCACGGCUGGGGCGUCCCCGUAGAGCCGGAGAAAGCGAUCCACUACCUCUCCAUGGCCGCCUCGAACUCAGCAUCAGUAGAGAAGAUGGCGCUCGAGAGCGGGAUGAAGAAAGGUGGUGCGGCAAAGGGGGAGUUGGUUCUUGCCAUCUUUGAGCUGGCGAAUUGUUUCCGGCACGGAUGGGGGGUGAAGAAGGACGCGGUGGCGGCGAGACAGUAUUAUGAGACGGCGGCGAAUCUGGGGGAUACGGAUGCGAUGGAGGAGGCGGCGUGGUGUUUGAUGGAGGGGUUUGGAGGGGCGAAGGAUAAGUUCAAAGCGGCGCAAUACCUCCGGCUCGCCGAAGAAAAGGGCCACAAAACCGUCGGUAACUCUUGGUAA